Messenger RNA from Hydractinia symbiolongicarpus, 1989 nucleotides. RefSeq lists its product as uncharacterized. NCBI's taxonomy places the organism in Eukaryota, Metazoa, Cnidaria, Hydrozoa, Anthoathecata, Hydractiniidae. The transcript is spliced from 13 exons. Bases 16 to 1743 code for a protein of 575 amino acids. The record is from RefSeq and is a predicted model, not a curated record.
AUAUAUUCUAGAAAAAUGAAGAUACUUAUCUAUACAAUUAUUCUUGUUGGUUAUCAACUAUCUGGCUGCAUGUCUGUGAUGAACAAUUCAACAAAAGCCAAUGAUGAUAUAUGCGACAAGUCAGAUUUCGUGAGAAAAUAUGUCCGUAAUAAUCUGAUACCAAGUAUACUCUUGCUAAACGCUACUAAAACAAUUUGUAAUUUGACGGGAUGUGGAAAUAGCGCUUAUCCCUUCAUUGCUUUGGGUCUUCCAAACACAAGUGUCGUCUCAACAGGAGCUUACUUCAUGGACGAGUCAGAGAAUUGUUGGGGAUAUAUCUUCGAACUUUCCUUGAAUGGAACAGUUGUACUUCAAAAAUAUGUUAAUUUUUUACAGAGAGAUGGUUCACAUUAUACUGUUAUUGUGCCAUACAAUCUUUCAACACGAUUUGAAGCAACUUUGACAUCACUUCCAAACGUAGCCAUCAGGAAAGUAUAUCUUACAGGAGCAAAAACUGUGUGCGGAUUGAAGGUAGCAAAGAAGGCUUCUAUACUUUAUUGGCGCACAAAUGCACGUUGUCAGGCGUAUAGUGAAAAUCUGGUGCAGGUCAUCGCAGAGCAGUUUUGUCAACAUUACAAUGAAGAUGAUGACUAUGCAUUCAACCGUACAAUCAGUGUCAAACGUUGUACUCUUGUUUUCAAAGAUAUGGAGAAAUAUUCAUCUAAAGAUAAAUAUUCCACUCUAAAAAUAAUUGCACCCAUAACACUUUCUGUGAGUGUUAUAUUCCUCGUGGCUAUGUUGAUUAUAUGGAAAGUAAACAGAACAAAAUCAAAGUCAAAAAAACUUAAAAGCCAGCAAAGACAAGAAAAAAGACUGCACUUAAAACCAGGACAAAAGACUAAAAUUAUGGUUAUUCAUCGUCCUGGAUGCGAUUUAUUGGAUGCAUUUGUCAGAGAUUUUGCCUAUGUUUUGAAAUCGUUUGAUAUUGAUGCAACCUGCGCAUUGCUUGAGCAAUCCAGUAUUGAUGCCCAAGGUGGAAUUGCGUCUUAUACACAAAAAUAUAUUGAUUCCAGUGACUAUAUAUUCAUAUUGUUGACUGAGGGUUCAAAAGGUGCUUCACUGCAUAAACAAAAACCUUUUGAGUACUCCCUACGUAUGCUUGGUGGUUUAGCCUUCAGUACUGAUCACGCCUCAAGAUACAUCCCUCUCUACCUCAACUCCUACAAGAAGACACUUCAUCUGUUACCACCCUUCCUUUUUGCAUCGGCUAAUUGUGGCUACGAAAUACCAGCCGAGCUAGAAGGUUUAAUUGCGCAUAUCCUUCAAAAGAAAAUUGUAGCUGAUGCAGAAACGGAACUGAAACUGAAGUUUUUCAGUAAAAAGAUGAAAAGUCAAGCGAAGAAAAUAUUGAAACCAGUACAUGCGGAAUGUUUUGCUGCCAAGUGUGCACUGGGCGUUAUUGAUGACGAUAAAAGUGAAUUAUGGGCGUCUGAAACACGAUCAAACAGCACUUUUCUUGGUGACAAUGUCUUUGGUAAAUCCUACGCACAAAGUUGUAACAGUAUUCAACUCCACGACACGUCAAAUAACUCAACUUUCCAAAGUUUUAACAAUGUUAUAGGUAGUUCACUGUCUGUGACACAGAUCAUUAAUAAAAACAUUAACAUCCAAUGUUGGAGAAAUCAUUGUUAUAUGCACCAAGAAUGUGUAGAGAAGGAUGAAAAACAGUUAAACGAAGAAGAAACGUGCGAGUGUAAAGUUUAAAAAAAAUAAUAUGAAAAUUAUUAUUAUUCUGUUCAGCUUGGUUACUUCGUCAUUGGAGGUAACUCCAACCUAGAUCAUGAGAGACCUUUUUUUGUAAUGGCAAAAAUAUUGUCUAUUAUGGUCCUGUUAAAUAUUCAUGCAGACAACUUGUGUAUUCGUUUGAAUUGUUAAGUUUUUUAUUGCUAUAUUGUAUUUUCUAAUGCAUCAUGGUAUACCACAUGGUGUACGAUAAUAUAAUUUAGAAAA